Topomyia yanbarensis is the source of this 3847-nucleotide messenger RNA. RefSeq lists its product as uncharacterized. NCBI's taxonomy places the organism in Eukaryota, Metazoa, Arthropoda, Insecta, Diptera, Culicidae. Gene Ontology annotation, biological process: regulation of transcription by RNA polymerase II. The coding region runs from base 699 to 2891 and encodes 730 amino acids. The record is from RefSeq and is a predicted model, not a curated record. Gene Ontology annotation, cellular component: nucleus. Gene Ontology annotation, molecular function: DNA binding; protein binding. The transcript has 3 exons.
UUGUUGAGUGAGGACGAAAACUUCUGCCCUUCUCCGCGAAUAGUGCCUGAGAUGCGGGCGCGCAGGAAGUGCAACGGAGGAAACGAAUGCAAAAGUGAACAGUCAAGUGCGUAGAAAAGAAAGUGAAGGGCGAACGGGAAAAUAGCGUAUCAGUGGUAAAGAUAUCGUCGGAAAAAAUACAAACAAUAAACUUGUGAUAUUGUUAACUAACAAGAAAAACGAUAUGAGAAAUAUUUAGUGAUUAGAAGAAAACUGUAGUGAUGUAAAAAAAUCAGUAGAAGAACUAGCAAAAUUUUCUAAACAACACUAAGAACAAACUCACCUCGCACAGCUAUUUUUUUUGGAUUGAAACUCGUCGCACAAACAAGGCAUCACAACUAUUUCGGUUUGCCAGUUUCGCCAAAAAAUCCUAUUUUCCACUAUUUUCGCAAUAAUCGUUUCGGACUCGCUGUGCUUGAGGUUAUCAAAAUUUUCAAAUUGCUCAAACAAAAUUGAAAACUGAACGGAAACACUUAUGCGCUGAAAACUUGUGCAACAUCGUAGUUGGCUGAAAAUUUGUGAAGUUUGUGAUUAUGAAUAACUGCCUCGAGGCUCCCGGCAACGAAAGACAAAUCGAGAUCAGCUAAACUUCACGACGACAGGAAGGCACAUCACAAACUAUAAUUUAAGAAGCAGUGCAAAAUAACAACACAUUCAAAAUGGGUAGCAGUGAAGCCCAAACGUACUGUCUACGAUGGAACAACCACAAGUCCAACUUGGUGGAGAUCCUGGACGCGCUCAGCAAGAUGGAAUGCUACGUAGACUGCACCAUCUACGUUGACGAACAGGUCCAAUUCAAGGCACACCGAGUGGUACUCGCCGCCAAUUCUCCGUAUUUUCAGUCGAUUCUACAGGACGUCCCGAUGGACCACUGUAGUAUCCUAUUCCCAGGCGUACGGGAGUUUGAAAUGCGUGCCAUUCUAGAAUACAUGUACACCGGAGAGGUGAACGUUACCCAAGCUCAAAUUGAGCCCAUAAUGGAGAUCGCAAAGCAACUGGAAGUGAAGGGGUUGUUUGAUAUGGACGAUAUCCACGGACGGUUCAAGAAAAUGGUAAUUGAGCGUGAACGCGAGUCGGCUUUUUCAAGUAACAACAACUACAGCAGCAAACCGCAGCCACCCAGUAGCAACCAUCAGUCCCCUCCAGUCAUCUCAACCUCCACAAACGUUUCGAUUGCUCAGAGUAGCAGCUCAUCCCCACCGUACACGUAUAAAUCACCGUACACCAGCCUCUAUUCACGCACCAGUCCUACCGCCAUCGAGCGUGACAGAGAUCGGGAACGCCAGCACGAAGAACGUGAGCAUGGCGAACACUCGGCCUCCUUUACUCACUCUCCGCCUCACCCAUCAUAUUCCCACCACAACGAACCGUCGCAUGACGACCAAAGACAAACUCCAUCUGCCUCAUCAUCCUCGUCCCUGCCACCACCGCAAAAUCUUCGAUGGUCUCUUCCAGGCCAGAUUCCUGUCACCUUACACCAACCGCAGCUGCACAAUAUGCUCAGCUCCGUGUACGAUUCUAGCGCAGAUAUGAACCCACUAAAGCGCAAAAAGCUUCAAUCAAUGACCACUAUGCUUCAUGACACCCCGAUUCUCCGUAACGUUCUUGCUCAAUCGAAUCCUGCUGAUUCUUCGCAAUCAUCGCCAUCACCACUGUCGCUACAACCGAUCCAAGGAAUGAAAUCAGAAGCUGCGGCAGCAGCUGCUAGCGCUGCUGUUGGACACCAUCACCCCACCAAUCUGAGCAGCAGCCAUCACUCCAACGGCGGAGGAUACAAGCACAUGAAGGAACCACUUUCGCCUUACGCCGACAAAUCCUACGACGAUGAAGCCAUGAUGGAGCCUCGACUGAACUACAGUGCCGAUGAUGCCCGCCUGGCUUCGUACGUUCCUCACCAACAGCAGAAGCCGGAGUGGAAACGAUACAAACAAUACACCCGCACGGAUAUUCAUAACGCGAUCGAGUGUGUACGUAAUGGAAUGAGUGCAUUGCAGGCAGCUCGCAGGUACGGUGUUCCUUCGCGAACUCUCUACGACAAGGUGAAAAAGAUGGGUAUCACUACCGGACGUCCGAUGAAUCGAGCGAUAAAACGCAGUCCCACUUCUGGAGGCAGUCCUGCGCCAUUCCCAUAUGGUCUGAGCGGUGCGUCGCAUAUGUUUGGCACGGGACAUCCCGGAGAGCAGCAAAUGCCAUCGCAGUCUCAGUUGCAACAGGGCGAUGAUGACAAACCAAGAAUGAUUAAGAUGGAACAUUCGGGACCCCAUUUGCCACCGACAAUUCCACAUCCGGCUGCUGCUUUGCUUGAUCCUUCAUUCCUCCAGCAGGCAGCUGGCCGUGAAGCUCUCCAUGCGAUGGCCAUAGCAGCAGCUGCCCAUGCUGCUGUGAACGGUAUCAACACCUCACCUGGUACACACGGCACUGCUCGUUCCCCAAGUCCGAGUGUUCUAAUGAAGUACAUGCGUUCUGUGUCCAUGGGAUCUCCAGAUGAUCGUGACUUACGACGUGGGUCUUCGGAAGGCGAUCGUCACCAUCGCAGCAAUGGAUCCGAGUCCUACGACCGGUUGGAACGCGAUUCAAUGGACCGUGAAGAUCAUCGUGAUAUUAGUGGCGAAGGGGAUGACCUUGUGGAAGAUCUGUCGAUGGCACGACGUGGGCCGGAAUCGGACCGAGAAUCGGUCUCACCGCCCAGCCAACUUCAUCACCAUCUUCAUCUACCUCUACCGCCACAAAUGCCACCUCAACAGCAAGGGGUUAUUGUUCCGGCACCAGGCAAAAUCAAAGACGACUACAAUCCCAUCGCGAUUAAACGGGAAAUUCCGGCCGACAGUAAUUCGCCCAUGGAGUCAUCGUAAGGUGUCAUUUUGUAAUCCGGCUAUUGCAUCUUCUCCUCUUGUGUGCUCCUUUCGGGAGAACGGAACAUCCUCCUCUAUUCGUACUAUUAUGUUUCCUUAUACCAUCAACGCAGAAGAAAUCUUCCUCGAAGCAUUUUUCUGUAAACUGUGAAACGUGUAUUUUUAUUUUUCUUUACUGAAAUUUAGCUUAUUUUGUUUGUUUUGUUUUUUAUUGUUUCAUAUUUCAUUCGCAUGUAAGGAAACGAAAACGAAAAGACAUGUAAAGGCUCAAAAUAAGCAAACUACGAAUUUUAACAGUUAAGUUACACCACAAAAAAAACGAAACCGCGCAACAUAAGUUACCUUGAACAAAACUGAAAGCAAUCCCACCAAUUAUUUUUCUAUUUAAUUUGCAUGUAUAUUUAAUUCAUUAGCAUUUAAUAUGGAAAUUUUACACACCUGUAUCCUUUCUACCUGUGUAAUCUUUCCCCAGGUUUAGAACUAGAGAAUCUCUUUGAAGGGUCAGCUACAUAAACCCUUGGUAAAACCAAUCAAUCAAACCACAAUCUACAAUAGACUGAUCAAGUUACACGCGAACAACACGCAUACACACACACAUAGCAGCAUAGUUAAUUGUAUUAGUAAACUUAUGAACCAGUUAAACGAACCGAGGUGCAAUACAUCGAAAACCUUCAUUUUUAACCAGAGGACUAUUUUGACUCUUACACAUAUUUUUCAUAAAUUAAAUCGUUUGCAUGAGUGCAUGUUUUAUGUUACUUUUCUUUCUUUUUAUAUUCUGUACUAUAAUCUUUUACACGGAGAGUAGAAUCAUAUCAAAUUCCGUACUAGAUCAACUAUCAUUUUCUUUUUGGAAACAAAAUUGAGAAAAAAAAAGAAUGUAAAUAUCUUCAAUAUGCGGGUAUUCUUUGUUAUGUUAGAUAAACAAACUGUCAAAAGCUGUACUAUUACUGUAGUUC